AACUAGCUCGGCAGCUGAAUUUCAGAGUGAGUGUGGAAGAACAACUAGCUGGUUUAUGGUCAAGGUGGAAACAAAAGUCAGGUUUGUUUAAUUUUCAAAUAGACUCUUACAAAUUUUAUGGCUUAGGAUCGGUCCUUCGGAUUAGUUUUUUUGUGUCUUUUAUCAUGAUGCAGAAACUACUUGGAUUAGUUGUCCUGCUGUCACUGCUGAAAGGGUCUGCUUCUAUCAUAGUGACUGUACAGGAGACACAGCAGAACGCCACUUUGUUUGGCUCAGUGAUUCUCCGCUGUGAUUACUCCACCUCUGCAAACCCCCAGGAAGUUCUGGUCACAUGGAGGUUCAAGUCCUUCUGCAGGGAUCCUGUGCUGGAGUACUACUCCACAGCUUACCAGGCUGCGCUGCAGCUGGGACAGGACCCAUCAAAUGAUUGUCCUGACGAUCAGCGGACGGUGCGGACGGUAAUCCAGAAGAGAGGAAGCAGUAAGCCGACCCUUGGAUCUGAAUAUCGGGAGCGAAAGAUCACCAUCCAAAACAAGGCAGACUUGGUGAUACACGAGGUGAUGAGGAGGGAUAACGGGGUUUAUUUUUGUGCUGUUGAUGCCCCCGGGGACACCACUGGUGUCAGUUUGAAAGAAACCAAGCUCAUCGUCUACCGUAAGAAGCAGAGAAUGUCAUAUUGUGACCCUCCAGCAACCUUCUCUCCGUAAUGUCUGUGCAAAUUUUACAGGUCGUGGCAUAAUCUUCAUAAUCUUAUGGUAUUUGAAAUUAGUGAUGUCAUUCACUUCAACAUGGUCUGACAUUUUGGAAGGUCCCAAUGCAUAAAAUCAUAAAUCAA
This is a messenger RNA of Cyprinodon tularosa, 835 nucleotides long. RefSeq names its product immunoglobulin-like domain-containing receptor 1. The transcript is spliced from 4 exons. NCBI's taxonomy places the organism in Eukaryota, Metazoa, Chordata, Actinopteri, Cyprinodontiformes, Cyprinodontidae. Gene Ontology annotation, molecular function: high-density lipoprotein particle receptor activity. Bases 165 to 707 code for a protein of 180 amino acids. Gene Ontology annotation, cellular component: plasma membrane. The record is from RefSeq and is a predicted model, not a curated record.